Messenger RNA from Vanderwaltozyma polyspora DSM 70294, 459 nucleotides. It is a transcript of the gene DAP1, whose product is annotated as Dap1p. Bases 1 to 459 code for a protein of 152 amino acids. The transcript has a single exon. NCBI's taxonomy places the organism in Eukaryota, Fungi, Ascomycota, Saccharomycetes, Saccharomycetales, Saccharomycetaceae. The record is from RefSeq and is a predicted model, not a curated record. Gene Ontology annotation, cellular component: membrane; endomembrane system.
AUGUCGUUUCUUACUAAUUUACUUUUUGGUGGGGUGAAGAGCAGUGCAGACCCAACCGGUUUAUCUACAGAGAGUGGUUCAGGUAUAAUGGAAUCUAACAAUGUUGAAGAGCCAAUUGUAGCUGGUCAAUUCUAUCCUAGAACUUUAUAUAAGUUCAACGGUCAUGACGAUGAGAAAAUUUUUAUUGCUGUCAAGGGAAAGGUUUAUGAUUGCAGUUCUGGUCGUCAAUUUUAUGGUCCAAGUGGACCAUAUUCAAACUUUGCUGGACACGAUGCUUCAAGAGGUUUAGCAUUGAAUUCUUUUGAAAUGGAUUGUGUUAAGGAUUGGGAUAUGCCAAUUGAUGAUUUAUCUGGGUUAACUGCUGAAGAAAUCAGUGCCCUUAACGAUUGGGAGGAACAUUUUCAAGGCAAAUAUCCAUGUAUAGGUACUUUGGUUCCAGAACCAGGUGUUAAUAUAUAA